Sphaeramia orbicularis (orbiculate cardinalfish) is the source of this 4456-nucleotide messenger RNA. It is a transcript of the gene arhgap39, whose product is annotated as Rho GTPase activating protein 39. Bases 94 to 3114 code for a protein of 1006 amino acids. The transcript has 11 exons. Gene Ontology annotation, cellular component: cytoplasm; cytoskeleton. Gene Ontology annotation, biological process: signal transduction. The record is from RefSeq and is a predicted model, not a curated record. NCBI's taxonomy places the organism in Eukaryota, Metazoa, Chordata, Actinopteri, Kurtiformes, Apogonidae. Gene Ontology annotation, molecular function: protein binding; GTPase activator activity.
GGAGUGACUCGUUGACUGCGGCGACCGCAAUUUUGGAAACAUGGGAGACAUUGUGGGAUUUAUUCUAAAGGACUUUUAAGAAGCACUGGGAAAAUGGCAGAGAGGUUGGAGUGGGUGGAGAUCAUUGAGCCGCGUACACGGGAGCGUAUGUACGCUAACCUGCUGACAGGGGAGUGUGUGUGGGACCCUCCGCAAGGCGUUCGCAUCAAGCGGACUGGAGACAACCAGUGGUGGGAGCUCUUUGACCCCAACACCUCACGUUUCUACUAUUACAAUGCCUCCACCCAGCGCACAGUAUGGCAUCGGCCCCAGGGCUGCGACAUCAUCCCUCUGGCCAAGCUGCAGACGCUGAAGCAGCACACUGACGGCUCCAACCCCCGCCCAGCAAGUGGAGGGGGAGGUAGAGCGUCUGCAGACAACAGCCCGGGACGUAACAGCGGGGUCAGUCGAGAGGGAAGCACCUCCUCAUCCCUGGACCAGGAGCUGUCUGACAAACAGGGCAACAGAGAGGAGGCAGACAGGACUUCUCCCUUCAGGUGGAACACUGGUACAAAGGAGCGGAUGCUGAUUAAGGUAACGGACAGGGAGCCCAGCUUUUUGGCCCACCAGGGAAAUGGCUACUCCCCGUGUGAUCCCCCCACCACACCCGGAGCCCCCUCUGGAGGAGGCACCACCUCACGCACCCGCCGAUCCUCUGGAGGUAACCCCCCCUCUGAACCCGAUGGCUCCCCUGUUCUCUACGCUGACCGCCGCCAGUCUCCCUUCCUGAAGCGGGCCGAGCUGGGGGGAUCGGGCACCCACCGUCGCUCCUCAGCAGACUCUCAGCCCCCGUCGCCCCGCUACGCCUAUGAACCCCCACUUUAUGAGGAGCCGCCCUCGGAGUACCAGCCCCCUCCCAUCUAUGAAGAGCCCCCCACUGACAUGCACCUCUCAGAUUCAUCCUUCUAUGGCACUGGCAAGUCCCCCGCUCGCAAGUCCUCAGCCCCCCUCUAUCAUUCCCCUAAGCAGGGCCAGUCUCCUUAUGGCCAGCUGGUUCUGACCCGCCAGAAGUGUCCUGAGAAGACGCAGAGUCUGGAAUACAGUCCUGUGGGGAAGGAGUACGUCAAGCAGCUGGUCUACGUAGAGCAGUCGUCCUCCAGUCCUCGCUUUAAGACUGCAGACCGCCUGCUCCGUUAUGGAACCACAGGGGGUUACGGUGGCUCCUAUGGGGGGUCCUACACUCUGCAGCACAGCCAGUCUCUGAUCAGAGACCCCCGCCUACUGCUGGACUACAGUGGCGAGGGUGGUGAAGGAGGCCAGAGGCUGCUUUAUGAGGACUCCAUAUCCUGGUCGUCAAGCCAGACCCACACUCUGUCAUCCUCUUCCACAGGCGGCCCCGGGGCGUUCUCCCCUGGUGGAAACCGCAAACGAAAGAGCCGCAAGCCGUCCCUCCCCCAGGAGCUGGCACGCUGUGGGCCCCCCGAAGGAGAACUGGCAGGAACGGCGUCCGAGGCCAUGCUGGCUCAGGCUAGGCUGGCAUGGGAGGCCCAGCAGGUGAUGAAACAGAGGAGCAGUUGGGACUCAGGGCAGGGAGGUGGAGGGUCGGGGCCGGGCGGUGGCUCCAAAGAUGGGUAUGAGAGCGAUGGGGCGGUGCCUCUGCCAUUACCGGGGCCCGUGGUGAGGGCAUUCAGUGAGGACGAGGCACUGGCGCAAAGUGAUGGUCACCACUGGAAACGCAGCACCUUCGACCGCCUCGGCUUCUCUCAGGCCCUGCUGGAGAAAAGCCUCUCUGUCCAGACCAACCUGGCCUCCCCAGAGCCUUACCUCCACCCCUCACAGUCGGAGGACCUCGGAGCCUGUGCCCAGUUUGAAGCCAGUCGAAAUGCCAGGAAUAUGAUGCCAAGCGCCAGCUGUGGCGUUUUCCCUGAGUUCACCCUGAGAAAACCCUCGUCAGAGACUGAUAUUGAGAACUGGGCAUCGAAGCACUUCAACAAACAUACACAGGGUCUGUUUAGGAGAAAGGUGUCCAUUGCCAACAUGCUGGCCUGGAGCAGUGAGCCCAUCAAGAAGCCCAUGAUCGUCACCUCGGACCGCUCCGUAAAGAAGGAGGCAGUGGACAUCUUCAAACUCAUCCAGACCUACAUGGGAGACCGUCGGUCCAAAGUAGAUCCCCUCUCUGUGGCUCUGGAGGUGGUGGUGCGUGGGUGGAGUAACCAGGGUUUGCGUGACGAGCUCUACAUCCAACUGUGUCGUCAGACCACAGAGAACUUCCGCUACGACAGUCUGGAGCGAGGCUGGGAGCUGAUGGCCAUCUGCCUGGCCUUCUUCCCCCCGACGCCCCGCUUCCACACCUACCUGGAGGGCUACAUCUACCGACACAUGGAUCCUCUCAAUGACACCAAGGGGGUGGCCAUCAGCAGCUACGCCAAAUACUGCUACAGGAAGCUGACAAAGGCUGCUCUGACCGGAGCCAAGAAGGGUCUGCAGAAACCCUGUCUGGAGGAGAUCCACCAUGCCAGGAACGCCAUCUUCAGUCCGUCCAUGUUCGGCUCCUCCCUGGAGGAGGUCAUGACCCUCCAGAAGGAACGUUAUCCAGAUCGCCAGCUGCCCUGGGUGCAGACCCGCCUCUCUGAAGAGGUCCUGGGUCUCAACGGAGAUCAGACAGAAGGCAUCUUCAGGGUACCAGGAGACAUAGACGAAGUAAAUGCCCUCAAGCUGCAGGUAGAUCAGUGGAAAAUUCCUACAGGACUGGAAGACCCACACAUCCCAGCGUCUCUGCUGAAGCUCUGGUACAGGGAGCUGGAGGAGCCACUGAUCCCUCAUGAGUUUUACGAGGAGUGUAUCAGUCACUAUGACAACCCAGAGGCAGCCGUCAACGUGGUGCUGGGGCUGCCGCACAUCAACAAACUGGUGCUCUGCUACCUCAUCCGCUUCCUACAGGUGUUCGCCCAGCCGGCCAACGUGAUCAUCACCAAGAUGGAUGUAAACAACUUGGCCAUGGUUAUGGCUCCCAACUGUCUGCGCUGCCAGUCUGACGACCCCAGGGUGAUCUUCGAGAACACCCGCAAGGAGAUGUCCUUCAUCCGGGUGCUCAUCCAGCGGCUGGACACCAGCUUCAUGGACGGAAUCCUAUAGCCCCCCCACCACACACGAACACACACACAUACACACCAUCUGUAGUACAUUUAACUCCCAGCUUCCCCUGUGCUUCCUCCAAACCCCCCUCACCCCGGCCAGGCUCCCUCUCACUCCCACAGAACACAUGCACAUUGUUGCUGCUGGGUGAUUACCUGACAUCUCCAGCACCUUUACUUUCUGGAACUUCUAACAACAGCCUUGUGCUUUUGUUUUUUGUUUUCCUUUUGUUUUUUUCUUAUCGUGCAUUUUGAUUUUGUAAUCUGCUGGUUUCAAUAUGUGUGGCAUAAUUUUUCUAUUUCUGUAGAUCUAAUCCUUUAACUGACAUUUCCACAGGAGAGACACCAACACUGGCGUUGAGAUUUUCAUACGACAUCAGUACGGUGUGUGCCUUCACAUACAUGGAUCUAGUGUAAACACACAAUCUGGGAAUAAGCAGGGAUCUCAUGAUUUCAUUAUGUCCAUGGUUUAAUUCACCGUUAGACCUCAGCAGUUGAUUUGAGAUCAGUCUUAUGGAGUUUGUUUCAUUUUAUAUAAACAAAGGACUUUUGCUUUCCCCUGCUUAACACACUCGCACAUACACACAAACAUUAGCACACACAAACAUGCAAGCUACAGUACACACAAAUCUAGCCAGAGAAUUUCACCAUCUGCAGUGUACGAUACCAUCUAACACAAAGCAAGAAUAUAUCACUGAUUACAUACUGUAAACUUUCUGUCACAGUAGUUAGUGUCACACACGACACACAUAUUGAAGGUCUGCGACGCCUCUAGGGUUUUUUCACCAGAUAUAAAGCCAAACCGGUCCAUCCUCUCUGUACUUUAUCACGUCUGUUUGAUCCAGGUCGCUUUCGACACCAGGUUAAGAGGCGAAGAGCCGUUGUAACGCUGCGUCAGCUGCCCUCGACAUGUUUUACACUGCCAAAGCGUGGUCAAAGCUGGAGCAGCACCGAGGUACGUCCUCCUGUGAUUCUCCCACUGACACUGGCAGAUUAAGGUUUUACAGUGUCGGCGUUCAGCGUGGGACAGACCAGACGUGGUAAAACUGUGCUCCGACUAAAGCCAUGAAACAAUUUAACAGUAAAACUCAUCUAAAGUCAGUUUUCAGAUGAGUUUUAAAAGGACAGUAACAGUGUGUGAGAGCUGUCAGGUGAUGAAAACAUGGACACUAAAAUGUGCAAAGCUCUGUACUCUCUAUUUGGAGUGUUCGCACAAUUCUAACAUCAUAUUAUAUGGAGUCUUAAUUUAAUUCAAUUCAAACUACUUUAUUUACCCCCAUAAGGCAGUUUAGUUUACAGACAACCAGUUGUUGAAUUCAACAAAAACAUCCAAUAUACCCACA